AUGGGAGAUGACAUUCCUCUUGAAAAUUCAUUUCAUCUAGAAGAAGUACUUUCGGAUGAAGAUGAAAAUCGUAGUACAACGAUUCGUGGUCGGACGCAAGACAUAUUCGUAAAUCGUAUUCGUACGCCACCAAUAACACGAUCUCGAUCUCAACAUACAGUUUCAAGUCAAUCAUCUGUUCGAAAUCUCAUGGGCACAUCAAGUGCAGUUCAGCUUCUUGAUGAAAAUCGUUUUCUCAACGAUGAACUCAAUCGGGUGGAAACAGUCUUGAAUCUAACUCGCGCAGAGAAAGACGAGUUAAGCAUACGGUACAACGCCUUGUCGGAUCGACUCGAGCAAUCCUUACGUGCCCAUGGUAUUGACGUCGCAUCGGAGGCUGGCGAUGGUGAACCGGAACGACGCGUUCUUGUCCAACAAAAUAUCGAGUUGAGACGAAGAUUAGAAGAAGAACAUCAAUCGUAUAAACGUAAAUUGUCUAAUUACCAAGAAGGCCAACAAAAACAAGCACAACUCGUACAAAAACUACAAGAAAAAGUUGUACAAUAUAAAAAACGAUGUGCUGAAUUGGAAUCAUUAACUGAUCAACAACGAGUCGACAUGGAUCGUAUUCGAGUUUCAUCGACGAGUAAUUCAACGCCACCGAGCUUGACCUACAAAUCUCGUAUUCCGGAAAAUAGCGAAGAACAAGAUGCUAGUGCCAUCAUUCUUGAAGAAGAAAAACAAAAAUCAGCAAAUCUAGGCCAAUUGAACAUUCUACUUCGUGAGCAACUCGAUCAAGCUCAUUUAGCUAAUCGACAAUUGAGCGACGAUGUUCGUCAUCUUACCAAAGAACUUCAACAAGUCCGUGAAGAAUUAGCAAAGAGAAAACAUGAUUUCAAAGAAGAAACACGGGCAUUCAAUAAAUACUAUGAUAAAGAACACAACAUGAUGUAUGAACUAUGGCGAGAAAUCGUUUCGUUUCGUCAACAAUUCACUGAGCUGAAAGGCACCACCGAACGUGAUUUAACACGCGUUCGAAAUGAUCUUGCUCAAACAGGUCGAUCAUUAACAAGUGCUUGUUUUAGCUUUCUAACAUCCGCUAAAACCGCAGAAUCUCAAGGACAAGCUGCAGCCGAACGUGAGCGUAAUGAUCGUGCUAAUUUAGAAAGUCAAAUCCGAGAGAAAACACGUGAAAUGACUGAUUUACAACAAAAACUGCAAGAACUGACUCAACUGAAUGAGAAACUACGCAAUCAAUUAAGCGACAAAGACAGUGCGAUUACCAAUCUGGCACGUACUAACCAAGCCAUGGUGAGUUUCUCGUUUUCUUCAAAUAACUGA
Adineta ricciae is the source of this 1320-nucleotide messenger RNA. Lineage: Eukaryota; Metazoa; Rotifera; Eurotatoria; Adinetida; Adinetidae. The record is from the annotation of a GenBank genome assembly.